AUGAAACUCUGGAUUCUUUUUCUGGCUGUUGCAGUCAGCACAGAAGAAAUGCCAAGGCCAGACAUCUGUGUGGAAAGAUUUCCUGGAAUUCCUGGGAGCCCUGGACACAAUGGCUUACCAGGACGAGAUGGACGAGACGGAACAAAGGGCGAAAAAGGAGACACAGGUGACCCAGGAAAUCCAGGAAAGUCAGGCCGAGAUGGCAUCAAUGGAAAUAAGGGAGAACAAGGGGCUGACGGCAGAGUUGAAGAAAAAGGGAACAAAGGUGAUAAAGGAGAGCGAGGCUGGCCUGGGAAAUUUGGGCCAAAAGGAAUUCCUGGACCGGUAGGGGACAAAGGUCAUCAGGGGGAGCUAGGACCACAAGGAAGGAAAGGGAUAAAAGGGGACCUUGGGCCAAUUGGCCCCAAAGGAAAUAAAGGUGAAAUUGGAAUUCAAGGUGAAAUAGGAUUAAGGGGACCUGUGGGUCCAAAAGGCUACGUGGGUCCUAAAGGAGAGAUAGGAGGCCCCGGACCAAAAGGCAGUAAAGGCAAUCAGGGAGAAAGGGGUUGGAAGGGAGAACGGGGAGAAAAAGGAAAUCUUGGCAGUACCCCAGUUAUUGGCAAAAGUGCUUUCAGCGUAGGCCUCACCGCUAAAUUUCCUCCACUCAAUGUUCCCAUCAGAUUUGAUAAAGUCUUAUACAACAGCUUCGACCAUUAUAGCACAGAAACUGGAGUGUUCACCUGCCAAAUCCCUGGGGUCUAUUAUUUUACCUACCACAUCACUGUUUUUUCAAGGAAUAUGAGAGUAGCUCUAGUUAAAAACGAGCACAGGAUGCUCCACACUGCAGAUAUGUACCAAGGGGUCGAAGACCAGGCCUCUGGAGGAAUCGUCCUGGAACUUCAGAAAGGGGAUCGGAUAUGGCUGCAGUGUUAUGGAGGAGAGACUUAUAACGGAUUGUAUGCAGAUCCAGAUGAUGACACUGUCUUCAGUGGCUUUCUUCUAUUCGGUACCUCAGAAGCACCAGCAUCUGUGCCCUCCAGCAUAUAA
Messenger RNA from Protobothrops mucrosquamatus (brown spotted pit viper), 1026 nucleotides. Its product is annotated as complement C1q and tumor necrosis factor-related protein 9A-like. The transcript has 3 exons. The record is from RefSeq and is a predicted model, not a curated record. Lineage: Eukaryota; Metazoa; Chordata; Lepidosauria; Squamata; Viperidae. The coding region runs from base 1 to 1026 and encodes 341 amino acids. Gene Ontology annotation, molecular function: protein binding.